Messenger RNA from Archocentrus centrarchus (flier cichlid), 1269 nucleotides. RefSeq names its product C-X-C chemokine receptor type 1-like. NCBI's taxonomy places the organism in Eukaryota, Metazoa, Chordata, Actinopteri, Cichliformes, Cichlidae. Gene Ontology annotation, cellular component: external side of plasma membrane; membrane. Gene Ontology annotation, molecular function: C-C chemokine receptor activity; C-C chemokine binding; C-X-C chemokine receptor activity. Bases 85 to 1167 code for a protein of 360 amino acids. The transcript is spliced from 2 exons. Gene Ontology annotation, biological process: positive regulation of cytosolic calcium ion concentration; G protein-coupled receptor signaling pathway; neutrophil chemotaxis. The record is from RefSeq and is a predicted model, not a curated record.
AAUGGGCGGGGACUAAAGAAACACAUCAUUUGUCUGCUGCCUUCUUGUGACACAUUCAGUGCCUCCCGUAGAGAAGACAUCACAAUGACUGAUCCAAACACAUCAUUCUCUUGGGAUGACUUUGCCUCCAUUUAUGACGUGCUCAACUUUACUUAUAAUUACACAGAGUUUUUCCCCGACCCUGCCACCCUGCCCUGUAACUUCCACACCAUCCCAGACACUGUCAUGAUUGUUGUCAGUGUCUUUUAUGUCCUCAUCUUUCUUUUGGCAGUUCCUGGAAAUCUGGUGGUGGGGCUGGUGAUUGGUUUAAGCACAAAGUCUCUGCCCCCCUCUGAUCUCUACCUUCUCCACCUGGCGAUUGCAGACCUCUUGCUGGCCAUUACUCUCCCAUUCUGGGCCACCUCAGUUACUCUGGGCUGGGUGUUUGGAGAUGCUAUGUGCAAAAUAGUCACCAUCCUCCAAGAGGUGAGCUUCUACUCAACCAUUCUCUUCCUCACUUGCAUCAGUGUGGACCGUUACAUGGUGAUUGUACGCGCUAUGGAGGUCCGUAAGACUAAUCGACAGGUGGUCAGCUGGGGAGUUUGCGCUGGUGUCUGGAUUGUCGGAGCAGUUCUGUCCCUGCCAGGCUUCUUCAGUUCUGCUUUCACGUCUAAAAACUCUAGUCACAUACUGUGUGCUGAACAAUAUGACCCCAGCAGUGCUGAUGAGUGGCGGCUGGCCACCAGAGUUCUUCGCCAUACUUUGGGUUUUGUCAUCCCCCUGGCCAUCAUGCUGCCCUGCUACGGAAUCACCAUCCACCGUCUCCUCCACGUCCGUGGGGGGUUUCAACGCCAGCGAGCCAUGAAAGUGAUCAUAUUCGUGGUCCUCGCCUUCCUGCUUUGUUGGAUGCCCUACCACAUAGCAGUGAUGGCGGACACAUUUUUCAGGGCAAAGAUAGUGGCCUAUCAGUGCGCUGCGAGGACGGCAGUGGACCAGGCCAUGUUUGCCACCCAGAGUCUGGCUCUGCUACACAGCUGUUUAAACCCAGUGCUGUACGCUUUCUUGGGAGAGAAGUUCAGGAGAAGGCUUUUGCAGUUAAUGGCAAAGAUGGGCAUCAUUGAAAGACCGUCAUUGUCAAGAAGCAGCAGAUCUUCACUGUCAUCAGAGGUCACAGCUACAAUCAUGUGAGAACAUCAGAGACAUUUGAAACUGUUCACAUCAGCUGAGGAGAAUGUAGGCCUGCUAUUUUUUUUUCUCUGUAUUUGUAUUGCAGCUAAUAUUUGGAAAAUA